AUGCAGGGAUUCAAAAGUCUGGUGGUAAUGACCUUGACCCUCUUCCUGGUGUUUUCUUUCAUGGGAAAUUGCAACAGUGCUCCGCAGAGACUCUUGGAGAGAAGGAACUGGACUCCUCAAGCUAUGCUCUACCUGAAGGGUGCACAGGGGCGCCGCUUCCUUUCCGACCAGAGCCGGAGGAAGGACCUCUCCGACCGGCCGCCGUUCGAAAGACGAAGCCCAAAUUCCCAACAACUAACUCUUCCAGAGGCAGCAGCUGUACUAUUGGCUUUUUUGCAGAAACCACAAGAAGCUGGAGAAGAAAACUUGGAUCAAACCAGAUUCCUAGAAAACAGUCUGCUAAACUGGUGAAAAUAUACCAGAUUCCAUUCAAUUAUCAUUCUAUUCUUGUUGAAAGCAUGAGCCAUGUGAAUAAAGCCUGUGGACCCUUUUUCCUUCGUUUGUAAUCUUAGGAACAUGUGCAGCCAGUUUUAUUCUUCCAGAAGCUAAAGUGAUGCUGCGUUCUUAGAACAUCACUGCUUUCUCCAUGACUUCAGGUCCUAUUUAUAUCACCUGGUGUCUUACUCUUGAAUUUAACCCAUUUAUAGUUACU
Molecule: messenger RNA, 592 nt
Organism: Budorcas taxicolor (takin)
Lineage: Eukaryota; Metazoa; Chordata; Mammalia; Artiodactyla; Bovidae
Gene: SPX
Product: spexin hormone
Exons: 5
Coding region: 1-351 (116 amino acids)
Biological process (GO): positive regulation of gastro-intestinal system smooth muscle contraction
Cellular component (GO): cytoplasm
Molecular function (GO): neuropeptide hormone activity
Source: RefSeq, a predicted model, not a curated record